Messenger RNA from Photinus pyralis (common eastern firefly), 1647 nucleotides. Its product is annotated as proton-coupled amino acid transporter 4-like. Gene Ontology annotation, molecular function: amino acid transmembrane transporter activity. The record is from RefSeq and is a predicted model, not a curated record. Lineage: Eukaryota; Metazoa; Arthropoda; Insecta; Coleoptera; Lampyridae. Bases 213 to 1562 code for a protein of 449 amino acids. Gene Ontology annotation, biological process: amino acid transmembrane transport. The transcript is spliced from 8 exons. Gene Ontology annotation, cellular component: vacuolar membrane.
UUAAAACGCUUAAACAACAGGUCCAUACUAAAUAGCAUUGUUUAAAGUUCAUGAAUAAUGUAUAACUUUAUAAUUGGGUAAUUUAGAGUACAAACAGAAAGAUAAAAGAUCGUUCGAGAGUACCGACUUGUUAUGUUUAAGGGACAAGAGUGAUUUUACUGCACAGAUUCGUAGCACGCAAGAUCAAGGCAGAAGAGCUGCACGCCCCCACAAUGAACCAGAACAGGCACGAUAACGUCCAGAGCCACCGUUUUCUAACUAAAGACCCCACAUCGACGCUUGGAGAAGAUCGGAUCGCCCGAAUUCUAAAAAAUGACUGCAGCGGACACGGCAACGGCACAAACCAUCCAACAAGUUUUUUAGAGACACUGAUGCACCUGUUUAGGGGCAAUGUCGGUCCUGGUAUGUUCGCCAUGGGCGACGCGUUUAAAAACUCGGGCGUCGUACUGGGCAGCUUUCUUUUGCCGCUCUUAGGGCUCAUAUGCGUGCACAGCCAGCAUCUUUUGCUGAACGCCUCCCUGCAUUUGCAAGACAAGUUGAACCUGAAGAGGAAUCCGGGUUUUGCGACGACGGUCGAGCUGUGUUUCGCCACAGGACAUCUACGUCUGCAGAAAUACGCGACGGUCUCCCGACGGCUGGUGAACCUAUUCCUGUGCUUGACGCAGUUGGGGUUCUGCUGCGUCUACUUCGUCUUCAUUUCGAGAAACCUCAAGCAGAUUAUUGACUCUUACGGGUACGAGUACAGCAUUCACCUUCACAUGGCAGGAGUGCUUAUUCCAAUAUAUUUAACUUGUAUGGUCCGUAAUUUAAAAUUCCUAGCACCCUUAUCAACCUUGGCUAAUAUUCUGAUGGUGUCCGGAGUUAUUAUCACCUUGUACUAUGCGGCAAGGCCGCCUAGUGCUUUCAACGUGGUUAACUUCGCGCGUAUCGGACAAUUGCCGCUCGCUUUCGGUACCGCCGUGUACGCCUACGAAGGAAUUGGUUUGGUACUGCCGUUGCAAAACGCAAUGAAAAUGCCGCACAAAUUCGACAGCACUUUCGGUGUGCUGAAUGUCGGAAUGGUUAUUGUAACGGUCUUCUUCUUCGCGGUGGGCUUACUGUCGUAUCUCAAGUACGGAGAUGACAUCCACGGAAGUGUCACCCUAAAUCUGCCAAAGAAUGAAGUUUUGGCCCAAUGUGUUAAAAUGAUUAUUUCGACAGGAGUCCUGCUAACAUUCGCGUUGCAGUUUUACAUUCCCAUCGAUCUUAUGCUACCAACCGUGCGUGAACAUUUCAGGCAACGGCCUGUACUAGUCGAAUUGGUGUUCAGGACGGUGUUCGUUUUGAUUACAUUUACCUUGGCCGAGCUAAUCCCAUUUCUGGACCUGUUUAUCACGCUGGUGGGGGCGUUCAGCAGUACCACGAUUGCACUAAUCGUUCCUCCCAUUUUGGAAUUGAUCACGAGAAGAAUUACCCCGUGGAUUCUGUUAAAGGACGCGUUCAUUGUCGUUGUUGGCUUGCUGGGGUGUGUCACGGGCUCCUUCGAAAGUAUACAAUUGAUUGUUAACGCGUUCAAGGAAUAAUCUCUAGAUCGCUUAGUAGUAAAUAAUUUUGAAUUACACCACACCCUGUACAUAUUCGUUCCAUUACGAUUCGAAUUUUACUUCA